Messenger RNA from Cuscuta campestris, 2791 nucleotides. NCBI's taxonomy places the organism in Eukaryota, Viridiplantae, Streptophyta, Magnoliopsida, Solanales, Convolvulaceae. The record is from the annotation of a GenBank genome assembly.
GCCAACGCUCUUCUUCCCAGUCUCCACCGCCACCGCCGUUUAAAUAAAGCUGAUACUCCCUACUCCGUAAUAAUUACAGAAAACCGGAGAAAGAUAAGGGGAAACACUAGUUUUCAGAUUGAGCUUCCAAUCGCUGAUUUGAGACUGGAAAGAUAAGCGUCGAAGAUGUUGAUGGGAAUAAUAAGCUUUCAAUGCUUGAUGGACUUCGUUGUUGCCGGAUUAUCCCUCAUUAUUGGCCUGGGAAUCUUCUCCUUCGUCGCUUCGAUUCUCUGCUCCGCCGCUUUCUUCCAGAACGUGAAGGAGUUUUCCUGAUUCGCCUAAAUAUGGAUCUUAUCUAGGUGUAUCAUACCCAUCUUGCAGGCUAGGGAAGUGUGGCGAAAACCAACCAAAAAUCGGUGAAUAUGUGAAAAUUGAGCUGAAUAUAUAAUAAAGAGGAUGAGCACAUAUAUAUCUCCAUUUCCAUCUUGUAAAAACUGGAGAUAAUGGGAAGAUUAGUGUGCAUCACCAUCACCAUCACCAUCAUCAUCAAGAACCAAACUCUAGGGUGAGUGGAGAUAUGAAUAUGUGUAACAUGUUGUUGUUGUUUGUACUCAUAGGUUGUGGCUAUGUGUGUGUGUUAUGUAGGACAUCUCUCUUCUCUUGAAAGCAAAAUGGUUCUCUCUGUCAAAGGAUUACUUAGCUGUUGUAGUUCUUGAAUAAAACUCCCUGUCCUGAAAAAAUGCCAUCAUUCAAACUUUUUCUUUGGGAACCAUUGGCAAACUAUCUUCACUCAAACUUCUUGUCUUUAAACUCUUUCUUUUAAAGUUUAAAAAAACUUUUAAACUGAUUCGGUGUCUGCUUGGCAAUAAUUUCAGCGUUUAGUUUUAGUUUUUUGAUAAGAAUAUUUAAUGGUAGUGUUUAAUUUUAACAUUUUCAAAUUAAGCAACCGUAUGAGUCCUCACAUUUUUUCAACAAUAUUAAGUUGCCAAGAAGCUGUCCCAUUUUGACUUCUCUUCCUUGAACGAUCCGAUCAUUAUCAACAACAAAUCUCCAUUUUUAGGAGCAGGAAAUAAGCUCUGCCCCCCCAAGCGCUCUCUUCCCUCUUCUCCUCCGAAGAUUUUCAACUCCGUAUUAGGUGAGGCAACAUGGCGGCGACCCCAACACGAAUUGGACUUGCUGGCCUAGCUGUAAUGGGGCAAAACCUUGCGCUGAACAUAGCCGAGAAAGGGUUCCCUAUCUCUGUCUACAACAGAUCAACCUCCAAAGUUGAUGAGACCGUGGAACGCGCCAAAGCAGAAGGCGAUCUUCCUCUCUACGGUUUCCACGACCCCGAAUCCUUUGUCAAAUCCAUCCAGAAGCCUCGUGUCAUCAUCAUCCUCGUCAAGGCCGGUUCGCCAGUUGACCAAACCAUCAAAACCCUUUCAACCUAUCUGGAGAAAGGAGACUGCAUCAUCGAUGGUGGCAAUGAGUGGUACGAGAACACAGAGAGGAGAGCCAGGGAAGCAGAGGAACUGGGCUUGCUUUAUCUUGGAAUGGGUGUUUCCGGCGGUGAAGAAGGGGCCCGGCAAGGCCCAUCGCUAAUGCCCGGCGGCUCCUUUGAAGCCUACAAACACAUUGAAGACAUCUUGCUCAAAGUGGCAGCCCAAGUUCCAGACAGUGGCCCUUGUGUGACUUACAUCGGCAAGGGCGGUUCCGGAAACUUUGUCAAGAUGGUUCACAAUGGGAUUGAGUACGGCGACAUGCAAUUGAUUGCAGAAGCCUACGACGUCUUGAAAUCCGUGGGAAAGCUUUCUAAUGCCGAACUGCAUGAGGUUUUCUCAGAUUGGAACAAAGGGGAGCUGCUGAGCUUCUUGGUCGAAAUAACUGCUGACAUAUUCGGAAUCAAGGACGACAAGGCGGACGGGUACUUGGUGGAUAAGGUUCUGGACAAAACGGGCAUGAAGGGUACCGGGAAGUGGACGGUCCAGCAAGCCGCCGAGCUGUCGGUCGCCGCCCCGACCAUCGCCUCGUCCUUGGACUCGCGGUUCCUCAGCGGGCUGAAGGACGAGCGGGUCGAGGCCGCCAAGACAUUCAGAUCCGGCGGCAUCGCUGAUGUCACCGCCGACGUCAUCGCCGACAAGAAGCAGCUGGUCGACGACGUGCGCAAGGCGCUCUACGCGUCCAAGAUCUGCAGCUAUGCCCAAGGAAUGAAUCUGAUCCGCGCGAAGAGCGCCGAGAAGGGGUGGGGUCUGAAGCUGGGGGAGCUGGCGAGGAUCUGGAAGGGCGGGUGCAUCAUCCGGGCGGUGUUUCUUGACCGGAUCAAGAAAGCCUACGACCGGAACCCGGAUCUCCGGAACCUUCUAGUGGACGAGGAGUUCGCCAGGGAGAUGAUCGAGCGGCAGCCCGCGUGGCGGAGAGUCGUUUGCCUCGCGGUCAGCUCGGGGAUUAGCAUCCCGGGCAUGUCCUCCAGUCUGGCCUACUUUGACACUUACCGGCGGGAAAGGCUUCCCGCCAAUCUGGUGCAGGCUCAGCGGGACUACUUCGGGGCCCACACGUACGAGAGGACCGACAUGCCGGGUUCGUUCCACACGGAGUGGUUCAAGAUUGCCAAGCAGUCAAAGAUAUGAUUUUUCUUGCACACUCUUCUGGCAUUUGGAUGAACUGGUGGUGAUGCUUUUGUACUCUGAAUAAGGAUUCUUUGUGGCCAGAAUUGUUAGAUUCAAAUACACUUGGAAUGUAUGCAAUUUAUUGAAGUUUGUUUUUAUUUUGUGAACUAUUUGUAAACCAAACCAUAUUUUUUAUAUCUCUCAUUCAAUAAAAGUAUCUCAGCUAC